AUAAAUGGAAUUGCCUCACACCAUGUAUAUAUAUAUAUAUAUAUCAUCCCACCUGAUCCUACACUCCACUCACCACUGCUUUUUCACAAAUUGAGAUAAUGAUCAAAGCCACUCCAUGGUUGUUUUUUCUUCUGACUGUAAUAGUUAUUCGGAGCGAUAAUGUACUGUUGCCAGCAGAGACGGUGGGUUUGGACACCGGAGGGUUGAACAGAGACAGCUUUCCAGAGGGUUUUGUGUUUGGAACAUCAACUUCUGCAUACCAAGUAGAAGGUGCGGCUAGCAAAGAUGGCCGUGGACCUAGUGUUUGGGACACUUUCAUCAAACAACCUGGACGUGAACCAAACAAUGCAAGUGGAGAGGUCUCUGCGGAUCAGUACCACCGUUAUAGAGAAGAUAUUGAUCUAAUGGUGAAGCUGAACUUUGAUGCUUACCGUUUCUCCGUUUCAUGGUCCAGAAUUUUCCCAAAUGGAACUGGAAAAAUUAACUGGAAGGGAGUUACUUAUUACAACAGGUUGAUUGACUAUAUGCUCAAAAGAGGCAUUACCCCGUAUGUUACUCUUAAUCACUACGAUUUACCUCAAGCACUUCAAGAUAGGUACAAAGGAUGGUUAAGUCAUGAAGUCGUGAAAGAUUUUGCUGAUUAUGCAGAAUUUUGCUUCAAGACAUAUGGAGAGAGAGUGAAGAAUUGGUUCUCAUUUAAUGAACCAAGAGUUGUUGCUGAUCUAGGCUACGACACUGGAUUCUUUGCACCUGGAAGAUGCUCCAAAGCAUUUGGCAACUGCACAGCAGGGGACUCUGCAACUGAGCCUUACAUUGUUGCACAUAAUCUGAUCUUGAGUCAUGCUGCAGCAGCUCGUAGAUAUCGCGAAAAGUAUCAAGAGAAGCAAAAGGGAAAAUUUGGAAUUAUCUUGGAUUUUGUGUGGUACGAACCACUGACUAAAUCAAAAGGUGACAAUUAUGCAGCUCAAAGAGCAAGAGACUUUGAAUUGGGAUGGUUUUUGCAUCCUCUAGUCUAUGGAGAGUACCCUAAAACCAUGCAAAAUGUUGUUGGAGACCGACUACCAAAAUUCACAACAGAAGAGGUUAAGAUGGUCAAAGGAUCAAUCGAUUAUGUGGGCAUAAACCACUAUACCACCUUCUAUGCAUAUGAGCAUCUAUCCGAACCAAAAGCCCUUGCCUACCGGCAGGAUCAGAACUGUGGAUUUGCUAAUGAUCGCAAGGGAGUACCGGUUGGUCCUAGGGCACACUCCUAUUGGCUCUACAUUGUGCCUUGGGGUCUCUACAAAGCUGUCAACUAUGUAAAAGAACACUACGAAAAUCCUAUCAUCAUUCUAACAGAAAAUGGUAUGGAUUAUGCAGGGAACAUUUCCCUUGCAGAAGCUUUGCAUGACACCAAAAGGGUUGAUUACUACAAAAGCUAUUUGGCCCAACUAAAGAAGCUUGUCGAUGAAGGAGCUAAUGUCAUAGGCUACUUUGCAUGGUCAUUGCUAGACAACUUUGAAUGGAGAUUGGGUUACACUUCUAGAUUUGGUAUAGUGUAUGUUGACUACAAAACACUUGAGCGAUAUCCGAAAAUGUCUGCCUAUUGGUUCAAGCAAUUACUUAAGCACCACAAGCAUUAAAGCUCGCACUUUUCCCCUUGCAUUGCAAAAUAUUCAUUAAAAGUGUAUGCUUGUUUAUGAUGUACCUGAUCAGAGUAAUCAUCACUCAUAAGUUGGUGAAACUCUGCUUGAAGGUUAGAAUUUCUUGUUUCAGCCUAGAGUUUUAUUAGACCCUACACCAGAUAUCCUUUCAGCAAUUUAGAACUGAUGUUUCAAGACUAUUAUUGUUCGUACUGGUUUUCAACGACUUAUUGGAACCAUCUUGAAAUGAAUCAAGUGAACAGAUUUCAGAAUA
Molecule: messenger RNA, 1896 nt
Organism: Capsicum annuum
Lineage: Eukaryota; Viridiplantae; Streptophyta; Magnoliopsida; Solanales; Solanaceae
Product: beta-glucosidase 44
Exons: 11
Coding region: 99-1622 (507 amino acids)
Biological process (GO): carbohydrate metabolic process
Molecular function (GO): beta-glucosidase activity
Source: RefSeq, a predicted model, not a curated record